Messenger RNA from Melampsora larici-populina 98AG31, 1427 nucleotides. RefSeq lists its product as uncharacterized. Gene Ontology annotation, cellular component: cytoplasm. Gene Ontology annotation, molecular function: tryptophan synthase activity. Gene Ontology annotation, biological process: L-tryptophan biosynthetic process. Bases 12 to 1427 code for a protein of 471 amino acids. The transcript is spliced from 6 exons. NCBI's taxonomy places the organism in Eukaryota, Fungi, Basidiomycota, Pucciniomycetes, Pucciniales, Melampsoraceae. The record is from RefSeq and is a predicted model, not a curated record.
AAAAUACAAACAUGGCUACACAUAUUCGACAAGUAUUUGCUAAUAAAGCGGCUCAAAACUUACCUGUCUUGGUUACCUUUCUUACAGCAGGGUUUCCUCAUCCGAAAUAUACUGUUCCAUUAUUAUUGGCUUUAGAAGCAGGUGGUGCUGAUAUUUUGGAACUUGGAAUUCCUUUUAGUGAUCCAUUAGCAGAUGGAGUAGUAAUUCAAGAAAGUAACAAUAUCGCACUUAGUCACAAUGUGAACUAUACUACAUGUUUGGGUUAUGUUAAGGAAGCAAGAAAACAAGGACUCAAGGCACCUGUCAUCCUCAUGGGUUACUAUAAUCCUCUUAUGUCAUACGGUGAACAACUGGCUGUUUCAGAAGCCAAAGAAGCUGGAGCAAACGGAUUUAUCGUGGUCGAUUUACCUCCGGAAGAAGCCAUCAAAUUCAGGAAGAUCUGUACUUCUUCAGGGCUUAGUUAUGUACCUCUCAUCGCUCCUUCGACUUCAGAUUCUCGUAUCACUUUUCUCACUUCGAUAGCCGAUUCGUUCGUCUAUGUUGUCUCGAAAAUGGGUACAACAGGAGCAUCAAAUGCAGUCGAAUCUUCACUACCUCAACUCGUUUCUCGAAUCAGAUCUCUAGCCACCGCUUCAGCUGAAGGACCUGUACCUCUAGCUGUAGGCUUUGGUGUUUCGACUCCAGCCCAUUUUGAUGAAGUAGGAGCUGUAGCAAAUGGAGUAGUGAUCGGUUCCAAACUCUUAACGUUUCUGAAAGAACAAGAAGGAGAUCAAGUGAUCAAUGCAGCCACAUCGUUCUGUGAAGAGAUCUGUGGAGGAAAAUCAGGUCGAAAACGAAUGGAAUCCACUUCAACUGUACCCACCACCAAUGGAAACCAAACGAGUAAUGGAACUACAACCACACAUUCAGAUACUCAAAACUCUUCGGAUUAUCGGUUUGGAGAAUUCGGUGGACAAUACGUUCCAGAAUCAUUAGUGGAUUGUUUAGUUGAACUUGAAGCAUGUCAUAAAGCAGCUAAAGCAGAUCCAAGUUUUCAAGCCGAAUUUCAAAGUUACUAUGGUUAUAUGAAUCGACCAUCAGGUUUAUACUAUGCCAAAAGAUUAACUGAAAAGAUUGGAGGUGCUAAGAUCUGGUUUAAACGUGAAGAUUUAAAUCAUACUGGAUCACAUAAGAUUAAUAAUGCAGUAGGUCAAGCUCUUUUGGCUAUGAGACUUGGUAAGAAACGAAUUAUUGCAGAAACGGGUGCGGGUCAACAUGGGGUUGCAACUGCCACUGUUUGUGCUAAAUUCGGAUUAGAAUGUGUGGUUUAUAUGGGAGCAGAAGAUGCUAGACGUCAGGCUUUGAAUGUUUUUAGGAUGAAGAUGUUAGGUGCUAAAGUGGUAGCGGUAACAAGUGGAAGUCAAACACUGAAAGAUGCAAUCAGUUGA